Messenger RNA from Eutrema salsugineum, 1226 nucleotides. RefSeq names its product cysteine-rich receptor-like protein kinase 45. Gene Ontology annotation, biological process: protein phosphorylation. Gene Ontology annotation, molecular function: protein kinase activity; ATP binding. The record is from RefSeq and is a predicted model, not a curated record. NCBI's taxonomy places the organism in Eukaryota, Viridiplantae, Streptophyta, Magnoliopsida, Brassicales, Brassicaceae.
UCUAUGGCCAUUACUUCAUUACUCGAUACCGUUUUCCGUAGAAGAAAGAGAAAGUCUACUGAUUUCAUAAGCAUUUUCGAAUUCGACUUCGACACCAUUAGGGCUGCAACUAAUGACUUCUCAGAUCUGAUUGGUCGUGACGGGUUUGGUUCUAUUUACAAGGGUAGUCUUCAAAGCGGAGAAGAAAUAGCAGUCAAGAGUUUGCGUAGAAGUUCAAGUGAGAGAGAUUUUCGUAAUGAAGUCGAGAUUUUGUCUAAGCUUAGGCACAAGAACCUGAUACAUCUUCUUGGUUUCUGCUCUAUGCUAGACCAACGUUACCUUGUUUACGAGUUCAUGCCUAACCUAAGCCUUGAUUGUUUUAUAUAUGAUCCACAUAGAGCUUCUCAGCUGAGCUGGAAGAUGUGUAGAAACAUUGUCCAAGGCAUAGCUCGAGGGCUACGUUACAUCCAUGAAGAAUCCGGUUUAUGGAUGGUUCACCGCGACAUUAAACCUAAAAAUAUUCUAUUGGAUUCAGAUAUGAAACCGAAAAUCGCGGGUUUUGAAUUGGCGAGGAUGAUGCAACAAGGUGAAAGUGAAGCGGAAACAACUGGAGUUGUCGGUACCGUAGGGUUUUUAGAUCCAGAAUACAUGCGAACCGGACGUGUUUCUGUAAAAUAUGAUGUUUAUGCCUUUGGAGUUACUAUCUUGACGAUCAUUAGCAGAAGAAAGGCUUAUCCCAUUGGCGAAGAACCUCUGGUUAUAUAUGUUAUGAGAUGCUGGAACAGAGGAGAAGCCAUCGAUGUGAUCCAUGAAGUGAUGAGAGAAGAAGAAAGCGAAGAUUCCAUAAGCGAAAUCUUGAGAUACAUUCACAUUUCUCUGCUCUGUGUCGAUGACAAUCCAGAGACGAGACCGAGUGUAGAUAAUGUUCUUCAUUGGUUUAGUUGUUCCUCUACUCCUUUGCCUGAACCACCAACAUUUGGUAAUCGAUUUCUUGCAGAGGAAGAAACUAAUUGGUUAUUGUCGCCAUCUCUAUCUCCCGGACAUAGCUCUCUUAUGUCACCCGUGUCUUCACGUUAGGGAGAUAAGGUAAAUGAGAUUAGCUAUGCUUGAAUGCUGUUUAUUGGAUUGAUGAGAGAUUGAUCUACUGAUUCUCUUAUAAAAAAUAUGUACAAGCUACAAAAAAAAAAAUGUACAAGCUACAUUUAUAUAGUAGAGAUUAAUCUUGAUUUUUGAUAAAUUUUUUACAG